Loxodonta africana (African savanna elephant) is the source of this 4301-nucleotide messenger RNA. RefSeq names its product solute carrier family 25 member 22 (gene SLC25A22). The transcript is spliced from 10 exons. The record is from RefSeq and is a predicted model, not a curated record. Gene Ontology annotation, biological process: malate-aspartate shuttle; L-glutamate transmembrane transport; aspartate transmembrane transport. Lineage: Eukaryota; Metazoa; Chordata; Mammalia; Proboscidea; Elephantidae. Bases 1913 to 2884 code for a protein of 323 amino acids. Gene Ontology annotation, molecular function: L-aspartate transmembrane transporter activity; L-glutamate transmembrane transporter activity.
AGCCGCCUCGGAGUGGAGCCAGCGGCCCUCACCCGGCUCCUUUGUCCGCCUGCCGGGCACCGCGCAGCGGGAGACCCCUUCCGGCUCCCUCCAGCCGGCAGGACAGAAAGCGCCUCCCGGGGGGAAGGGACUAGGGAAAUUGAAUGGCGAGCUGGCACCCAGUCCCAUGCUCUGAGCCUCACCUCCAUCGCCUUCCUGGGGGUGAGGGGCUCUAGCCAUUUGUGGGAGAUUCUCCCGUUGCGACCGGAAGAAGCAGCCUCGUCCUCGUGAUCUGUCUAUGGACUCUCCGGCUUUCUCCCCAGCCUGCCUUGGGCCUUAGUUUUCCUAGGGGCUGUGAGGCCUGACUUAGCCCCGGAGGCCCGGCUGGGACUGCGGGUUUCUAUGGUAACAUCAUGGUGCAGGGGGCGGACCCUGGCAGCUGUCUCGGAAGGAGAGAUGGGAACCUAACCGCAAAGAGAGAACAGAAAGAGCCGGGGUUUAGAGGCCCCCUUGGCCAGCACUCUCCCAGGCAGAGCCCCUCUCAGUCAGUGACUGUCCGCCCCCCAACCCCAGGCCCCACGCACAGUGUUGGGGCACAGGACGAGAAUGUCUUCUCUGGCCUUGGGACUCCAGGCCCGCCCUGCCCUUCCAGGCACGGUGCUCUUCCAGGCCCACGGUGCUCUUCCAGGCCCACGGUGCUCUUCCAGGCCCACGGUGCUCUUCCAGGCCCACGGUGCUCUUCCAGGCACACACUGCUCUUCCAGGCACACGGUGCUCUUCCAGGUGUAUGGUGCUCUUCCAGGCCCACAGCUCCCCUCCCCACUCUAGGUGUUUUGUCUGAUGCCUGGGACCCCCGUCAUCCAGGUGUCCUCUCUAACCCCAGAAGAAUGUGGGAUCACCAGGGAGAAACGUGGGUGCUCAGGAAGGCAGGAGUCUCUCAGUCUGGGAGGGCAGGGUAGACCUCAGGGAGGGGCCGGGGAGGAUGUAGGCCCUGCCCUGUGGGCUCCACUCCAGGGAGACCUGGCUGUGUCUGACGUGGGAGGAUCAGUUUGGAGUUCAGAGGUCAGGUCUCUCUGCUGGCAGGGCAGGUAGAGGCAUGUCCCGAACUGGUUCCCCUGGGUGUGUGAGGCCACAGCAGCCCAAAGGGCAGAAGGCUCUAUUAGUGCCCUGUGCCUGUCCCCUUGGACCGCCAGAUGACCAGGGCCUGUGAGCACUGGCCAGUGGCCUGAGACCUGCAACCCCUUUUGAUCCCACACAUAUGUCCCCAUGGGGUGGGUGGGGCCUGGGGCUGGAGCCCCAGAGAGGAGGAGUUUUUCCUGAAAUGCACCCCCCCCUCACUCAUAGGUCCCACAAACACAGGGUAUCUGACAUGGAGUGCCUCAUUAUUGGGGUCCCAGGGGCCUGGACAGACCCAGAUGAGGAAGGGGCUUCAGGGCUGAGGACAGGACCCACGGCGUGGCUGGGGCAUGGGGUCCCUGGCCUGGGGCCCCUGUGGGCUAUGGACUGGCAGGCUGGGUCAGCCUGAGUCAGACCCCAUGGCCCGAGGCCACCCCCCCAAAGCAGUACCCUGUCCAAAGAUGCUGUUACUCCCUCUCAGAGCCCUGGUGCCCAAAGAGAAAGAGAAAGUCACCCCCCCAGCCCCGCCUCACCCUGCCCACGGCCAAUCACAGUGUCUCUGCACCUCCCUCCUUUAUCUCCUGCUCAGAGCCAGCGGGCACCCAGAGCUGCAGAGGAGCGGAGCUGGAGCUGGAGCAGGACUGAGGUGUGGCUGACGCCCUGAAAUCCCCCAGACCAGGCGGGCAGCCCCUCCCCGCGUCCAGCUGCCGCCCCGCUGCCUCCGCCUCCCCUUCACCUCCACCUCUGCCCCGCCGCCUCCUCUGCUGCCCUUCUCCUCUGUAUCUCCACCUCUUAUCUGGACACACGGGCCACUUAAAUGGCUGAUAAGCAGAUCAGUCUCCCAGCCAAGCUCAUCAAUGGUGGCAUUGCUGGGCUGAUCGGGGUCACCUGCGUGUUUCCCAUCGACCUGGCCAAGACAAGGUUGCAGAAUCAGCAAAAUGGCCAGCGAAUGUACACAAGCAUGUCCGACUGCCUCAUCAAAACCAUCCGCUCGGAGGGCUAUUUCGGCAUGUACCGCGGAGCUGCAGUGAACCUGACACUCGUCACCCCAGAGAAGGCCAUCAAGUUGGCAGCCAACGAUUUCUUCCGUUAUCAGCUUUCCAAGGAUGGGCAGAAGCUAACACUGUUGAAGGAGAUGCUGGCUGGCUGUGGGGCAGGCACCUGCCAGGUGAUCGUGACAACCCCCAUGGAGAUGCUAAAGAUACAGCUACAGGAUGCUGGCCGCAUAGCUGCCCAGAAGAAGAUCCUGGCCACUCAGGCCCAGCUUCCAGCCCAGGGUGGGACGCAGCCUGUGGCAGAGGCUCCAGCCAUCCCCCGGCCCACGGCCACCCAGCUGACCCGGGACCUGCUGCGAAGUCGAGGCAUCGCUGGUCUCUAUAAGGGACUGGGGGCCACACUGCUGAGGGACGUCCCUUUCUCCAUCGUCUACUUCCCGCUCUUUGCCAACCUGAACCAGCUCGGCCAACCGGCAUCUGGCGAGAAGUCUCCCUUUUACGUGUCCUUCUUAGCUGGGUGUGUGGCCGGAAGUGCGGCUGCUGUGGCCGUCAACCCCUGUGAUGUGGUGAAGACACGCCUCCAGUCCCUUCAGCGUGGGGUUAACGAGGACACCUAUUCAGGGUUCCUGGACUGUGCCAGGAAGAUCCUGCGGCAUGAGGGCCCCUUGGCUUUCCUUAAGGGCGCCUACUGCCGUGCCCUGGUCAUUGCCCCACUGUUUGGUAUUGCCCAGGUGGUCUACUUCCUGGGCAUCGCUGAGUCCCUGCUGGGGCUGCUGCAGGGCCCCCAGGCCUGAAUGCUGCACUGCCCCAGGACUGAACGACGGAAGGCUUCCCAUCUGCGUUGCCAGGAGGGGGCUGAGGAAGAGCACAGGGUCCAUGCAAAUGGUGCAGCAGUAGGUCCCCUCGGGGCUCUGCCUGCAGGACCGUGGGAUCAAUGUCUUAUUUAUGUAGAAAAUGCAGAAACCUGUACAUUCCUGGAGCCGACCCUGCCCAGCCUGGCCUGAUCACCCCCAGGGCAGAGCUGGUCUCUAGGCUGGGGGCCCCUGCCUGGCAUGGACAACUGGACCCUACCCCCAGCCCACCCGGCUCUGGUUCCCAGGCUUGGCCCCUGGUCCAUGAGGGGCCCUGCACAAACCUAUUUAUUGAACCUGCCGAGCCCGAGUGGCACUGUCCACUUCUCCGUCCAUUGGCCUGCCCUCCCCCUGUUGCUCUUCCCUUGGCCAGGACUCCAUCCCACUCCUAGCCUUGCGGGAGGGUUGGGGUCCCUUGCUCCCAGUGUUGAGCCAGAAAUCCGGGGGGGUGAGGGUCACACUGAAUUUCUCAUUCCCAGGGCAGGCCCCCCUUCCUGUUCACUGUGGGACCCAGCACCCUCAUAGUGGGUCCAUCUCCCUCCACCCCCAGCCAAGGGCCUUGAGCAUGUAAUGUUUGUGUGUACGUGUGUGCAUGCAUGCGGACUGUGGGGUCAAGUCACACCAUCCAGCCGUCAGCCUGGCCCCUCAGGGUGGCAGUCAGCGUGCGUGCGUGCGUGCGUGCGUGCGUGCGUGCGUGUGUCUCCCAGGCUCUCUGCUGACUGUCCAGGGAUUUACUCCUCCAGUCCUAUCCCUCUUGUAGCACCUUGGACAUACCCCUCCUCUAAGACCCCCUGCUCUGAGUCUGGCCCUCCCGUGGGGGGAAGGGGCAGGCCUGAGGACCAGUAUGGAGCCUGGGGCUCUGGCUGUAAUUGCAGGGUUGGGGGGCCAGGAGCUGCUCCCUCAGCCCUCCCAGGACCAACCUACUCUCUGGGCCUCUCCACAGGCCCCUGACCACACUCCAGAAAGCUCUACCCCCAACCUUCUCCACCUGUGCGUGUUGUGAACUGAGGCAGGCUCCUGGCCCGCCCCAGCAAGUGAUCCCGUUGGUAAUUGAUCCUGUGUGGUGGUGCUGUGUUCCCCUGACCAGGGCCCCUUGUGGGUCCCUCCCCAGUGACACUACCUGGGGCUCAGGCCUGGGCCCCCCAGUUCACGGUUGUCCCUGGGAGCCACCCCUCCCAUCACCUGUACCUUGGAAGCUACUGCUGCUGCUUACAGAAUUCUAUUUUUUUUUUUUUCUUUUGGAGAGUUUUAAGAAGUAACUUUUUGUGUCCUGUCAUGUAAGAGGAUAAAUAAAUAUUCUAAGUAGAUAUUUCCUUCCCAGAACUCUUGUUUGGGGAUGAGGGUGGGAAGGGCGGCCCCC